Wallemia ichthyophaga EXF-994 is the source of this 2058-nucleotide messenger RNA. RefSeq names its product Protein farnesyltransferase subunit beta. Gene Ontology annotation, molecular function: protein farnesyltransferase activity. Bases 1 to 2058 code for a protein of 685 amino acids. The record is from RefSeq and is a predicted model, not a curated record. The transcript is spliced from 11 exons. Gene Ontology annotation, cellular component: protein farnesyltransferase complex. Gene Ontology annotation, biological process: protein farnesylation. Lineage: Eukaryota; Fungi; Basidiomycota; Wallemiomycetes; Wallemiales; Wallemiaceae.
AUGGCUUUAUACGAUGACGGAGUGGAAACAGCAACGACAGCUUCACAGAGAGAUGUAGAAAUAACGCUGGAAUUUGCUCUCAAUCAAGACAAAGAACUUGACAGACUGGCACAUGCAAAGUACCUCACAGAGUCACUUAGUGGUCUUCCAGCUUCUAUGAAAGCACUUGACGCUUCCAGGCCUUGGAUAAUCUACUGGUCUUUACACAGUCUCCUCACUCUCGGUAUUUCUCUCGAUCAUGUUUCUAGAUCGAGAGCUAUUUCCACUCUUUCUAAAUACCAAAAUGCUUCUGGUGGCUUUGGCGGUGGUCGCGGUCAGAUUAGUCACGUUCUCACCACUUACGCUUCUGUUAUGAGUCUCGUUAUCGCAGGCGGCCCUGGUGACGGCAAUGGCUGGGAUGCAAUUGACAGGCGUGGAGUAUACGACUUUUUGAUGCGUGUUAAGCAGCAAGAUGGCAGUUUUAUCGUCCACGAAGGCGGUGAAGUUGAUGUUCGUGGCUGCUACUGCGCUUUAGCCGUUGCUACUAUACUAGACAUUCUAACACCGGAGCUACUACACAACGUCGAAAAAUUCGUUGCAAGCUGCCAGACAUUCGAAGGCGGUUUCUCUGCAUGCAGUCAAGAUGGUUUACAAUUCGGCGAGGCUCAUGGUGGCUAUACAAGCUGUGCAUUAAGCGCGUUGACUAUGGUAGACUCAACACGCUCCUCAAAAUUGAACACGACAUUCGAUCUAGACGGACUUAUCAGAUGGAGUGUUCAUAUGCAAGGACUAAAAACUGAACUGGGAGGGUUCAGAGGUCGCACGAACAAGCUCGUUGACGGUUGUUAUAGUUGGUGGCUGGGUGGAUCGUUUAGUUUGUUCGAAUACUGGCAGCUGGCUGUUGAUUCAAAAGAUGAAGAUAAUGAAGAUGAUGACUGGGUUGACGAGGAAGGCUGUUUGUAUGACAGAGAGGCACUGCAGGGAUAUGUACUCAACGCUGCUCAGAAUCCUAAGGGUGGUUUGCGGGACAAGCCUGGAAAAAAUUCAGAUACCUAUCACACAGCAUACAAUAUCUCUGGACUGAGCGCAUCACAGCAUUAUAUCAAAUACGAUGCAGACAGAGCUAGGCAAAUGGCAGUUGACUUCAACGAGAAUGCAGACAAUAUGAUACCCACAGAUAACCCUCAAGAGCGUUCAAGUAUUCGGAGAUUCGCCUACGCAAGUGCAAUGGGAUGGAUGCCCGACAAAGCAGCCAAGAAAGAGUUGAAAAGCCUAGAACCAUAUCUAGCCAGAGCCAAAGAGCUUGUGAACGUUGAGCCUGCAAUUUCAUACUGGUGCAAGUUCUACGUGUUGCAGAACGCAUUGCAACAGAAACCAGGAAAGGAGGGGGAAAUAUUAUUGCUGGAACUGAUGACAGAGCUUGAAGAAACCAAAAAACAUCUCUCGCAGAAUGAGGAAUUGAAAGAUUUAGUCACAGAUGAGGAUGCUGCUAAUGCUUAUAUAGAGAACUUUGCAUUGCGCGUUUUUAUUAAGGCUGAUGACAUGGAUAGAGCAGGCACGGUUAACAAAAUAGUAGCAAAGACUUUCCUCGCUUCAACUUAUUUCCUAUCGCUGCUCACUUUAUUCAAGAAUCCACCAGGUGAUUUACAACAGAAGUUGAAGUAUGCGCGCUUCAAGACGACACAAAUAAUGAAUGCAACCAAAAUGCCACAGCGUGGUUCGCCAAGAGCCAGCACCUCCACUUCACCAAAAUUAGAAACAACCGGUCUACCGCAGUCAACAGGAAGUGUACCACCACGCUUACCAUCACCCAAAUCAAGCUCACGACGUGGUUCGGUUUCAAUACCCGCGGCGGGAUCUUUACCGUCGCCUAAACAAUCACCCCACACGUCUUUACAUGGCUCACCAAGGUCACGCUCAGUUACAAGUUUACCGCAAACCCAAAGCACACAAACAAAUAGACAGAGUGUAGUUGGUACUAAGGAAUUUGCUCAGCUGUCCUUGCAGGGAGAUGAACCAACUGAUGAGCAAUCAAAUGAGGUAGAGGCAGAGGUGGGCAAUAUCAGCAUUGAAUUAUGA